Clonostachys rhizophaga is the source of this 600-nucleotide messenger RNA. NCBI's taxonomy places the organism in Eukaryota, Fungi, Ascomycota, Sordariomycetes, Hypocreales, Bionectriaceae. The record is from the annotation of a GenBank genome assembly.
AUGUCGCCACAAGUGGAUACGGCCACUGCCCCUUUUGGGCCUAUAAUAGCAUCAACCGCCGUAGGCUUAGUCGACAAUAGUCUUGCUAUUGAUAGUGGCUCAUUGGCCAGACCUACAUCAGGCGUCGCAGUAUCAUCAAGCUUGACAUCGCAAAGCAUCGAUAAUCCUUUGACUACGACCCAAUCACAGAACGUUGGACAACAGACGACAAGUCCCCCAUCUCCUGACGAGCACUCUAGCAAUAAAGCUUGGAUUGCAGGGGCCGUGAUCGGACCAAUUGCUUUCAUCCUUCUCCUUGCAGGAGCCUUCCUCCUCGGGCGCCGUAGCCGAAGAUCGACUAAAUCGACGACAAGUAAUGACGAAAAGGGCCUGACUGAGCAGAAGCCACCAGAACAAGCAUCCGUGCCCGAACUACACGAAGACAGCAUUCUUCCUUCCCAGGAACUUUACGGCUCGCUUCCAGAGCAUCCAGCUGUUGCCGAAAAACCUUCCAACGAACCGUCGGCUCAAGAGUUACCCGCCUCUACACCGCAGUCCAAGGCGAAUGACAAGGGAAUACGCAACAAGAAAUACGAGGCAGUGAUAACACUGGAGAACUAA